Schizosaccharomyces cryophilus OY26 is the source of this 1439-nucleotide messenger RNA. RefSeq names its product carrier protein. NCBI's taxonomy places the organism in Eukaryota, Fungi, Ascomycota, Schizosaccharomycetes, Schizosaccharomycetales, Schizosaccharomycetaceae. Gene Ontology annotation, biological process: transmembrane transport. Bases 55 to 1341 code for a protein of 428 amino acids. The transcript is spliced from 4 exons. Gene Ontology annotation, molecular function: ATP transmembrane transporter activity. The record is from RefSeq and is a predicted model, not a curated record.
GUUUCUUCUUACUACCACUCUCCAAUAAUACACACGAAAAAUCGACAUGGAAGGAUGCCAAUAGAAACAAUUAAAAAUCCUUUAGAAAGUCCUCUUCCAUGUGGUUUAAACAAUUUAAGAGAUAAUGUAUAUCCCGGGAAACUUAAUGAUCCUAGUUUUUUGAAUGUGCUCUUGAACAGUAAAGAUUUAUAUUGUCAGUCAUUCUUAGACGAAACUGAGCUGAAGCGCGCAAUUAAUGGUCUGAAGUUGAUUCAAAAGCAGCAGCAAAAUUACCCCCCUAGACAUGGGUAUUGGAAGCUUCACGCCUCUCCCCAUGAUAAUCAUAAAAGUCUGAUUAUACCGAAAAGUUGGAUACAUGAUACACCUCAUAUGAAACUUUUGUUUCAUAGGCUGCAAAAUUUACCAGACGGUGAUUUACUAUUAAGCCAUGAUAUUAUGAAUGGGAUUGGUUACUUUUUUAGCGGCGGUAUUGCUGGCAUCGUGUCUCGUACCUGCACAGCUCCUUUGGAUCGGCUUAAAGUAAUUUUGAUCUCCGAUACAGGAUCCAAGCCAUCUUCGAAAUAUCCGUUCUCUACAUUAAUACAUGCAACUAAGGGUCUUUACCAGCGAAGUGGAAUCCGAAGUUUUUUUGUAGGGAACGGCAUCAACGUUCUAAAGGUCAUGCCAGAAUCGUCAAUUAAAUUUGGAUCGUAUGAAGCCAUGAAAAGUCUUUUCGGUAAUUCUAGUACUCAGGAACAUAAUCCGCUUUACUCCUAUCUAGCAGGUGGAUUUGCGGGAACAGCCGCUCAAUUCUUUAUUUAUCCAGUCGAUACAUUAAAGUUUCGGAUUCAGUGCAGCGAUUUUAGCAAGCGAAAAGGAGGAGAAAGUGUCGUUUUUGAAAAUGCGAAACAAUUGUAUAGAUCGAGCGGGAUUCGAGGUUACUACAGGGGUAUACUGAUUGGGGUACUUGGGAUGUUUCCCUACAGUGCUACGGAUUUAGGAACUUUUGAAGGUCUCAAAAAGACGUGGAUCGGUAUACUUUCGAACAAAGACAAUAUUGAUCCUCAAGAUGUAAAGCUGCCUAAUGGGUUAGUUAUGGUUUUUGGAGCACUCUCUGGUAGUAUAGGAGCCACGUUGGUCUUUCCUUUAAAUGUAAUACGUACACGGCUUCAGACACAAGGCACCCCUGGCCAUAUUGCUUCAUAUACUGGUUUCAUUGAUUGUUUUUUGAAGACUACCAAGAAAGAGGGAUUCCGAGCUUUAUAUAAGGGUUUGUCACCCAACUUGCUCAAAGUGGCUCCUAGUGUGGCUAUUUCAUACUUGGUAUAUGAAAAUUCAAAAAAUAUUCUGGGUUUGGAAUGAAGUACUAGUAACGGUUUUUUUAGGUAAGCAUGCAUUCUUUUGUUUUAAGGUUGGAAAUAUUAUAAUUUGUGUAUUUAUUGAUUACAAGUAUCCUCAUA